Bipolaris oryzae ATCC 44560 is the source of this 2721-nucleotide messenger RNA. RefSeq lists its product as uncharacterized. Gene Ontology annotation, cellular component: anaphase-promoting complex. The transcript is spliced from 2 exons. Bases 1 to 2721 code for a protein of 906 amino acids. Gene Ontology annotation, molecular function: anaphase-promoting complex binding; protein binding; ubiquitin ligase activator activity. Gene Ontology annotation, biological process: anaphase-promoting complex-dependent catabolic process; positive regulation of ubiquitin protein ligase activity; positive regulation of anaphase-promoting complex-dependent catabolic process. NCBI's taxonomy places the organism in Eukaryota, Fungi, Ascomycota, Dothideomycetes, Pleosporales, Pleosporaceae. The record is from RefSeq and is a predicted model, not a curated record.
AUGAACGACACUGCUGAUGACGCAUUUCCACUGACCUCUGAAUACCUCGUACUGCCACUGUCCCCUACAAAGACCGACAGCACAGAAGAGUGGUCAUCACCAAGGACACCCAGGUCCCCUCGCAAAAGUCGCAGCUGUCUCUUCUUUCGGGACGUCGACAAUGCCAUCCGUGACCUUCACCUGACCCCAACAUCUUCUCCUAGGAAGUCCAAACUCAGUUCUCAUCUUGACGCGCUCUCAGUUCCGGUAUUCGACGCAACCAAGUGCGACUCUUCACCGGUGCAGCCACACGAUGACUCACCUGUCAAACCACAGCGACUUGCCGCUACCGAUCCACCCUCUUCGUAUCUAUCUCUUGAUCUCGCUAUUAAACACGCUCGUUCAUUACCCGUGAUAUUUGAAUAUCCUUUGCAUGACGAAGUACCACUUCAUCCAAGCAGAAUACAUAAUUCCGGCCCAGAUCGAAGGUCAUCACUGCCAAAAAGGCGAAAGCAUAGCCAUCCUGUCUCCUCAGAAGGCUUGGUCGAAAAGCUUACAUACUCACGGUUCCCAUCUUCGGGAUCUAAGGCAUCACCUGUCACCCAGGAAGGUCAAGUUCGGCCCAUGACAAGCCAUAUUGACACCCCAGCGAGGAAAAGCAAUCCAGAUAAUAAACUACGCCCAUUUCCUUUAUGUUAUUCGAGUUCUCCCAUAAGACCUAGUCGAUCCGUAGCCCGAGAAGGCUUGCUAGAGUCGACUCGCUAUAGUCAAACAGGCACGCCUGAUCGCUUCAUAGCCUACCGUCGGCCACCAGCUGUUGCGCGAGAAAGUUUUGAGCUCAAUAGUCCUGCAGAACGUCGAAAAACGGAACAGGCUACUAACCGAGGUACUCACACAAACGCAGACGCCUUCAGUCGUCGGUUACGCAGGAGUGGUCGGCUAAAUGAAGAGCUGCGUGGGCUUCGAGAGACACAUUCAAUGAUAUUGGGAAGGGUCAACGCCAAUAGGAGAAAUAUUCACUUCAGACGAGGUUCUGUGCCCCUAGCUGCUCGCCAGAUCAGUACUGGCGCAGUCUGGAACGUUGGUGGACCUUCUGCUGUGAGUGACACGGUGGUAGCCGUAUCCACUGGAAGAGGUAGGAUGCUCGGUAGUGGAACGAAUGCUCCGCUCUACAAAUCCGCAUUCCUUAGCCGAGCGGAUCCUGAAGCUGAGCUAGAAGCAUAUGCACAGCGACUAGCACUAGCACUGGAUAUCGACCGUACAGACCGAAUACUCCAACAUACACCUUUGUGGACUUCUCGAAACUCUCCAGAGUCUAGCGCACCAUCACAUGGCAGACAUGUGUGGCGAGACAGCGCAUGGAUCAAAGAGAAUUUGAGCUCACUUCUCGACGCACCUGACCUUCGAGACGACUACUAUUGCACCCUAAUCGCAUACUCAGAUACCUCCAAAUGCCUUGCUGUCGGCCUAGGGAACUUUGUACACAUUUGGUCAGAGCGGAGUGGUGUGAACACACCAGAAUCACUCAAUGCGAGACCGCCAAACAGUAUCCCCGUGGAUCGGCACGUUACAUCCCUCAGUUUUUCGUCAGAGUGCGGUGGCCAGGCAAUCCUCGCUGCAGGACGAGCAGACGGACGCAUCUCACUUUGGAGCCCCUUUGAUUCAGAACCUCGCUUUGAUGUUACACAGCCCAAGGCAGUAUCAUGCGUAGCUUGGAGACCUACUAUUGUGCAGCGCCCUUCUCUUCGCGAUAGAGCAAUGACCGUCUCAACCGAAGAGUUGAUCAUCGGAGAUGAAGUGGGCCAUAUUUACUUUUACAGCGUUGAAUGGCCCUCGGAGACCCAAAGCGCGCUCUUUGGCUGGCAUGGCGCCAUGACCCUUAUCGUCCGUCUAACAAUCCACAGCCAACAAAUCUGUGGCCUCACAUGGUCUCCAGAUGGCGAGCUAUUCGCAAGUGGCGGAAACGAUAACAACUGCAAUCUCUUCGAAACGAAGAAGAUCCUCCGCCCGAACCCACCAGGCCAAGACACGUCAGCUUUGCUCGACGUCCGUCAGGGACCGACGGGAGAAUCCAUCUACACAGUGUCGAAUCGCGAUGACUCAGUAUUGCAUCUCACUCCCUCCGCAGCAAAGCACACAUGGACCCUCAACGCUGCCGUCAAAGCAAUGGCCUUUUGUCCUUGGCAACGCGGACUCAUCGCCAUUGGCGGCGGCUCAAAUGACCGCUGUAUCCACUUUUACCACACACGCUCGGGUACCUGUCUUGCAACCAUCGACUGUGCAGCCCAGGUCACUAGUCUUAUCUGGUCGCAGACGCGGCGUGAGAUAGCUGCAACGUUUGGCUUUGCCCAACCAGAACAUCCGUAUCGUAUUGCGGUGUUUGCGUGGCCUAGCUGCGAGCAGCUCGUUGCUGUGCCCUGGUAUGAUGAGAGUCGUGCUCUGUGCGCCAUUGCAUACCCUGGUGGACCUACAAGCGGAGCACAGCUGGACGACGACAGUAACAACGGAAGAGCAAGAGGCGAAGAUGGUGUUUGGUCAAGGAGAGGUGUGGAAGAGGGAUGCAUAGUGGUUGCGGCUAGUGAUAUGGCAAUUCGAUUUCAUGAGAUAUGGUCGGACCGUCGAGGUAGCGUGCCAUCAGGCGGACUACUGGGUAAUGGGGCAGUAGGUUUGCUGGGUGGGAGCGACAUCCUAGAGGGACCAUAUGCUAGGGGUAUUGAGAGUCAGGGCACAGUGAUUAGAUAA